AUGGCUGGCAGCUGGAAGAUGGUCGUCAGUCUUCUGCUCGUGCUUCCACUCCUUCCGUUGGCCUCCUCGUCCAUGGUGUUCAAGCUUGGCGGCAGCGUCUACCUUACAGAACACUUCUACGUGACCAUGAACAUCGGGGACCUGGCGAAGCCCUACUUCCUGGACAUCGACACCGGCAGCAACCUCACCUGGCUCGAGUGCCACGACAACAAUGGUCCCUGCAACACUUGCAACAAGAUGCAGAACUCCAAGAAGGCCCCCAAGCGGGUGCCGGUCGAUGGCAUCCUUGGGCUUGGAAGGGGCUCGGUAGACCUCGUCUCGCAGCUGAAGCACAGUGGAGCCGUCUCCAAGAAUGUGAUAGGCCAAUACCUCAGCUCAAAGGGAGGGGGCUACCUCUUCAUUGGGGAAGAGAAUGUGUCCUCUUCACAUGUAACCUGGGUCCCCAUGGCUCCAACAGCACCCGGGGAACCUAAUCACUACUCGCCGGGCCAAGCAACCCUGCACUUGGAUAGAAACCCGAUAGGCACAAAGCCGUUGAAGGCGAUCUUCGACAGUGGCAGCACUUACACCUUGUUGCCUGAGAAUCUACAUGCUCAGCUCGUUUCUGCGCUGAAGGCCUCUCUCAGCAAGUCAUCACUCAAACAGGUGUCUGAUACUGAUACUGCACUGCCUCUAUGCUGGAAAGGACCUAAACCUUUCAAAACUGUGCACGACCUCCCGAAAGAAUUCAAGUCACUGGUCACUCUGAAAUUUGACCAUGGAGUCACCAUGACUAUCCCUCCUGAAAACUACCUCAUUAUCACUGGGCAUGGGAAUGCAUGCUUUGGCAUUCUUGAACUGCCAGGCUUCGAUCUGUUCGUGAUUGGAGGCAUCUCAAUGCAGGAGCAGCUUGUGAUUUACGACAAUGAGAAAGGGAGGCUUGCAUGGAUGCCAUCACCGUGUGAUAAAAUGCCCAAGUCCAAAGCUGCGAUCAUUUCGCGCAUCUGA
Messenger RNA from Miscanthus lutarioriparius, 987 nucleotides. The record is from the annotation of a GenBank genome assembly. Lineage: Eukaryota; Viridiplantae; Streptophyta; Magnoliopsida; Poales; Poaceae.